Messenger RNA from Falco peregrinus (peregrine falcon), 1224 nucleotides. RefSeq names its product arylacetamide deacetylase-like 4. The transcript is spliced from 4 exons. Gene Ontology annotation, molecular function: carboxylic ester hydrolase activity. Lineage: Eukaryota; Metazoa; Chordata; Aves; Falconiformes; Falconidae. Gene Ontology annotation, cellular component: membrane. The coding region runs from base 1 to 1224 and encodes 407 amino acids. The record is from RefSeq and is a predicted model, not a curated record.
AUGGAAUCAUUUCAUGCUCUGGCUUUAACAGCGGGAAUUCUAGUUGCUUUCGUAUUACUGGUUUUAAUUGCAACUUACCGUAAUUCCUUCAAGGUAGAGAUUCCUCCUGAUGUUGACCAGCCAGCAAAGCUUCGCUUAUAUCACUUCAUGUAUAUUCUGAUAGGAAUUCUGGCAAAGAACUUAGAAAGUCUGGGUAUCACUGAGGAGCACACACUUCUAAGGUUGAUUGCUGAUGGACUGCCGGCAAGCAGGGAUUCAAAGCUCUUCAUAAAGGAUCUGCAUUUUGAUGAGGUGCCAGUGAGGAUUUACCUGCCAAGGGUACCAUCUGCAAACAAACGGAGAGGCGUCCUCGUCUUCCAUGGAGGAUGUGGGAUAUUUGGAAGCAUCAGAAGUCAUGAAAGAAUAUGCCGGCACAUAGCCAGAAAAUCUGAUUCAGUGGUUGUGUCUGUUGGGUAUCGUUUAUCUCCUGACCAUAAGUAUCCAGCCCAAACUCUGGACUGUCUCGCUGCUACUGUAUACUUUUUGAAGACCGCAGAAAACUAUGGGGUGGAUCCUGAUCGGAUUAUCAUUUGUGGGGAUAGUGCAGGGGGCACUUUUACUGCUAGUGUUUGCCAAGAACUGGCAAAUAGAAGAGAUAUCCCAAAGAUACGUGCCCAGGUACUGAUCUAUCCACUUCUCCAAGCACUGAACUUUAAUCUGCCAUCUCACCAGAAAAAUGCUUUUAUUGCCUUCUUGUCCCAGGAACGUGCAGUCUAUUUCGUUCUGAAGUACCUGAACAAGGAUUGCUCUAUGAAGGAAGCUAUUUUGGCCGGCUCUCAUGUUCCUGAGAGUAUACAUUUAAAAUACAGGAAAUGGAUAAAUCCAGAUCUUAUCCCAGAGGUAUUUAGACUAGACUAUAAGCCACCAUUACCCACUUCAUUUUUACCUCAAGUUCAUGAAGAAACAAAAGAACUGUUUGAGACAAGAUUUUCCCCACUGUUAGCAGAAGAUGCUGUUGUUUGCUGCCUACCUGAUACUUGUAUAAUUACCUGUGAGCAUGAUGUGCUCAGAGAUGAUGGGUUGUUGUACAAGAAGCGUUUAGAGGACAACAAUAUAAAAGUGACCUGGCACCACAUACAAGAAGGCUUCCACUGUGCACUGGGAUUUUUUGGUUAUGGUAUUUUCUCUUUUCCAUCAUCAAGUAAAAUUGUGAAUCACACUGUAAACUUUAUAAAAGGUUAUUAA